GGACAGGAGAGAGAGAGAGGGAGAGAGAGAGGUGAGCGGAGAAGGCACGUCGCACUAUCAGCUGAAUCCAUCUAAGAAAACAACUCGCAGGGAGUCCGCGUCUGAGCUGCGCCAGGCACUGAAAGGCAAGUCUGACCUCCCCACCAAAAACAGCGCACAGGACGGACGCAGCUGGCCGUCAUGGCCCGUGGCGGAUCAGGCGGCGGACAGUUCGGCGAGUGCGUCCUCACCGUUCGGCCAGAGUGUGGAAGGCGAGAGAAGUGCCCCCUGCCGCUGUCUCCGGUGCUUUUGCGCCGCUCACGGUGUUGAGUCAAAGCGGAGGGAGCUCUCCUUUUAGAAGCUGGGAAACGCAGGAGAGAAAAAAAGUACCGACGGCAGUGCGGACGGACUCGCAGCCACAUCCGAGACACACACACGGGGAGGCAGAAGGGGACAUAACCCAUGCGGGCAAAUAUGCUCCUCCGUAGAGUCGCCGGCUUCGAGCUGCUCGUAGGAACCGACUCGCACAAGCGUCGCCGAACAGAGCUUUACGCACGGGUUUGCAGCAGGACCGCAUGAAGGACGGAGGCGUAAAGACGGGGGAAAAGUUGACUGCGGUUGCGGGGUUUGCGAUGGAUAAAGGCUCAGCAAAGGUCUCUGGAUCCAAAUGUCACCCCCCUUGGACUCUGCCCUGGUCUGGGACCAGCAGUGUGUGACGGACAGGCGAGCGGAGCCUGCGGUGGCGCUCAAAUUGGCCCUGGCUGAGCUCUGCAUGGAGCAGCGAGAGAAGAGUCCUGCUAUGGUCUGAUGUCUCAGCAUGGAUGGAGUCAGUCAGAGGCCUGGCCACCACUAAUGAGACCAUCGCUCUUCGGCUGAGGACUAGCAUUUACAGGAUUACUCCCACAGUUUCCUGCUCUUUUCCCAGCUAACUGCAUCAUUACUUAACAAUCUUAGUUGGACUUUUUUAUAUAUUUUCAUGGGUCUGGUUUUUGGUGGAUAUAUACGUCAUUUGCCUCUCUGAUUUUCAUUUUUUUAUUCCCUCCCGCCAGUUUUUUUUUUUUUUAAUUGUUGGUUUGCCUUUUUUUCCCCCCUGUUUGUUUUUCCACUAUGGAGUUUCUGGCUGGACCCUGGAUUAAAGAUUGGGCUUCGUUCUUGCAAUUUUGGUUGACUGUCAUCCUAAGCCUCCAAAUGCAAUUCAGCCCAGGUGCCUCUUGUCCGCAAGAGUGUCGUUGUGACAAAGGGUUUGUGUACUGCAACGAACGCAGCCUGACAUCAGUGCCUCUGGGGAUACAGGAGGGCUACAAGGUCCUCUACCUCCACAACAACCAGAUCAACAAUGCUGGUUUCCCUGUGGAACUUCACAAUCUGGCCUCCGUAGAAACUGUGUACCUGUACGGCAACCAGCUGGACGAAUUCCCCGUGAAUCUGCCCAAAAACACCAAGGUCCUGCACCUCCAGGAGAACAAUAUCCAAACAAUCUCCAAGGCAGCUCUUGCCCAAUUGACUAAACUAGAGGAGCUACACCUUGACGAUAACUCCAUCUCCACAGUAGGGGUGGAAGAAGGGGCCUUCAGGGAGGCGGUAAGCCUCAAACUCCUCUUCCUCACCAAGAACCACUUAAGCAGCGUUCCCAUUGGUCUUCCCGAAGACCUGAAGGAGCUGCGGUUAGAUGAGAACCGCAUUGCUGUCAUUGCAGAGGAGGCCUUCCAGAAUGUGACACGUCUACAGCGCCUCCUGCUGGACGGGAACCUGCUGACAGAUGAGGGCAUCGCACCAGGGACCUUCCAGGACCUGGCCACCCUCCGCGAGUUGGCUCUGGCCCGCAAUUCCCUGACUUUCCCCCCUCCUCUCUUGCCCAGCCAGUCGCUGGUCAAACUUAGCCUCCAGGAGAACCAGAUCGACCAGAUCCCCGUGGCGGCGUUUGCGGGUCUAAACAGGCUGGAAAGACUGGAUAUCUCCAGCAACCAGCUUCAAACUCUAACGCAAGGUGUGUUCGAUGGCCUGUCCAGCCUGAGGCACCUCAUAGUGCGAAACAACCCGUGGCGCUGCGACUGCACCGUGAAAUGGGUGGUGGUGUGGCUCAAAUCGCUGCCUUCCUCUGUCAACGCCCGCGGGUUUACGUGCUCGAGUCCGGAGAAGGUGCGUGGCAUGACAAUCAGAGAGCUCACGCUGGAUAUUAUCGAGUGCCCCAUUCAACCCGACCAGCCGCCCUGGCCCACCCUCCGCUCCACACCCCCUCCCCCACCCACCACCACCCCUGUCACCACCAUGAUUUCCACCCUCAUCACUUCAUCCAUCCCUUACUACUUUGACUCCCCCUCCCCCACGCUGCCCCCCUUACUUAACAACCCCGCCGGACCCCUGCCUCCUUACGAGGACCCUCUUCAGAUCUCCUUCCACGUGGUCAACUCCACCAACAUCGACGUGAGCUGGGCUUCCUACUUUACUGUCACCGCCUACAAGGUCACUUGGGUCAAAAGGGGCCAAAGCCAAAUCAACGAAGGAAUGCAGGAGAGGACGGUGAGCGGGGACCUGCGGCGCAUCAGCCUCACCAACCUGGAUCCCCGGUCUGUGUAUCGGAUCUGCGUGCACGUCCUGGACACCCUUAAUUCCUAUAGGCCUGGGGAGGAUACUAUAUGCUCCGAGGCCAGGACCAAGGCGCCGGUGACCACCAAGCCUCCGGGCAGAGAGCAGGCUCCUCAGGACAGCAUCAGCUCCACGCUGCUAAUGGCUGGGAUCAUAGGAGGGGCUGUUCUUAUCGUCCUGGUUACGCUGCUCAGCUUGUUCUGCUGGCACAUGCACAGGAAGAACCGGUCGUCUUCGACCAAGUGGAAAUACAACCGCGGCAGGAGAAAAGACGACUACUGCGAGGCUGGAACCAAGAAGGAUAACUCCAUUCUGGAGAUGACUGAGACCAGUUUCCAGAUAGUGGCGCUGAACAAUGAGCAGCUGCUCAAGGGAGAUUUCCGCAUCCAGCCCAUCUACACUCCCAACGGGGGCAUUGGAUUUAGAGACUGUCACCUCAGUAACAACAGCAUAGCCUACUGCAAGAGCAGCAACGUGCCCAGUACAGAGUUCUGCCACACGUGAUGCUGCAGACACUCAGUACAGCAGCGCACACACACACACACACACACACACACACACACACACAAAGCAAAAAGACUUGCAUAAACACACACACACUGUUUGUCUAGACAUUGAAAAAUAUAAAAAAUUAUAGUGAAAUAUAACUGUAUUAUAUAUAUUUCCAAGUUCUGUCUACGAUGUAAUUUAUACUGUGGAUAAUAAUGUGGGAUUCUCUGCUAUCUUUUUUAUUCCUAGAAAAACAGAUACAAGUGUUUCUUUUUUUUAUAACCAGCAGGGUUUUGGAAGUUGUUUUAACGGUCAGUACUGUACAUGAACAUGGAUUUGUACAAUCACGGCACCCUGGGUGUAGCUUCUGACAAAAAAAAAAAAAUUUGCUGUUAGCCUUGGAAAUGUUUUUUGGGGGAGGGGGCGCUUUAGGAGGGCUGGGAUCCUUUGCUAACCACAGAAGCAAAAAUAGGACCUUUUCACACUUUGAAACCCUGCAAAAAAAUCAAAAGAAUAAUAAAAACACCCUCCCCAGAACAACACGGCAGACGGGGAAAUCCAAACACUGCUGAUUAGAGGAAAUAUGGCGCUGGUUCAGUGACGGCGUGUUUAAAAAGGAAAAAAAAGAAAGUGCAUGUUCUUAUUAAUGGCAGCAAGGCAGGAAAUGAGCAGAGGUAGGCGGUGGUGGCGUGUGACGGGGGUUGUGCACGGCCGUGCAGGUUGGGAAUAUCAUCGGUGUUGUUGAAAAGCCUGGGCUGAAAGUUCCUUAACACUAAAAGCAUCUUUGUUGUUUGUUUCCAGGUAGAAUUGGUGGCUUUUGGACAGCUCUGGAAAAAUGAUUGUUUCUAAAAUCAUGCUUGAAUGUGCUGAUUCUUGCUGAUCCUUUCCUUUCGAAGAAACAUUCGUUCGCUCAGCUUCUUUUCCCCCCAAAUGUUUUGGCCAGUGAGGCCACAAGGGGGCAGUUUUCCUCAGCGUUUUGUGUGUGUGUGUGUGUGGUACAUAGUCAGGCCAGAGAGAUCACUUUACCUCCACCAUUUCCCCCGAGCCCAUUACCCAGACAACAUUACUCAUGCUUGAACAGCAUUGUGUCGAGUAUUUUUGCUCAUUGGGCUACUUAAUGAUGUGGAAUCAUUUAAAACUAACAGUGUUUCUGUGUUUGCUGGUUAAAUGAUAUGGAUUUUCACCACUCCGGUCCAUUAUGAGAUGAUUUGUGUGUGUGUGUGUGUGUGUGUGUGUGUGUGUGUGUGUGGAGAGCAUGAUGAAUUUUGAUAUGGCUCACACAUAACACUAAUUAUACAGCCACUUAUCUCAACCUUGUCCCAUCGUCCAUUAGACUUUGUGAUAAAUUAGGAAAUUACAACAAUGGACUCGCACCCCGCCCAUGAUCGCACACUGCGCUGCGACCAAGCGCUUCAUCUAGCUUCUCAUUAUUUAUCCUUUUGUCCGCACUUAUAGUGUGGCCUUUUUCAUUCACGCUUUGCUCAGCCAAAACAAUGCAGCUGCUCACUUCACAACAGCAUCUCUGAGAGGAUGAUUGCCACUCUGUCUGCCUUCCCGUGUCAGCGUCCAACUCUUCGCUCCGAUCUGUGCACGGCUCAGUUAAAACGCUUUCCCUGCCCUUCGGCUUGUAAGCGUUGGUGGCUUCUCUUUGCAUUGAAUGUGAGGGUGCCAGUGUGAGGUAUUCAUUAUGCACCUCUUAAGGAAGCUUUAUUUGAUUUGACAAGAUUUUAUUUUGAGGGGCCAAGCUUAAAGAGCUCCUUCCCUUUUCUUUCCCCCCUUCGCAUAAUCCUCAACCAAAAAAGGGAGAGAAAUAUGUAGGCCUUAUUUUCACAUGGCUGCCCGAAGCUCAUGCUGAGAGGUAGUUUUUAACUCUUUGCGAGGCACACAGAUUCAGCUGUUCAAAUGCACUGUACCCGACAGAGUCGGCACAACCUAAGAUCACUUUUUACAAUCCAGAGAUUUUUUAAGGGCUCGUGCGAAGCGUUGAGAUUAAAAGUAAGCACUCUUCCUAUGACUCCAGCAUUAGCUCAGAUUGUGAUAAAUUGGCCUGUUUGCAAUUCCAGUGCUUAAAAUCUGUUCAACCUUUAAUUGAAUACUUUAAUGAAUUAAAUCAUCCAUCUUAAAAUGUAAUUUAAGGUCACCCUAAAAUAAUUUUUACGUAUUGAAAAUUCA
This is a messenger RNA of Neolamprologus brichardi, 5226 nucleotides long. It is a transcript of the gene flrt2, whose product is annotated as fibronectin leucine rich transmembrane protein 2. The record is from RefSeq and is a predicted model, not a curated record. Gene Ontology annotation, molecular function: protein binding. NCBI's taxonomy places the organism in Eukaryota, Metazoa, Chordata, Actinopteri, Cichliformes, Cichlidae.